CCUGCUCCCAAUCCACGCCACGCACGGCUUCCUCUCCCAUUCCCUCACGCGGCCGCGGUCCCGAUGAGGCACCCCACGCCACCGGCCUCGCCGGCCACGGCGCCGCUCUCCAGCGCCAUCAAGCGCCAGCGGAAGGCGGCGCCGCCGCUCAGCGACGUCACCAACCACCUCCUCCCCGAGACCCCGACCCCAAUCAAGACCAGAAGAACUGGAUUCCGGCCCCUCUCCACGCCCUCCGACGCCUCCUCGACCUGCUCCUCCACCGCAUCGGUCACGCCCGCGCCCAAGCCUUCGUCCGCCGCCGUCAUCGAGGAGGAGCGCACUGCUGCGGUUAAAAUUAAAUCCCCCCAUCUCCAUGGUUUACGCGAGGCGCGGGACCACUGAAGCUCCAGCGAGGAGGACGAGGAGCACCACCACCACCACCAAGGGCAAGGAGCCCGUUGCUGUUACUGCUGCUGGAACAGCAAGUUGCCCUCCUCUUGGGAAAGCCACAAGGAAGAACAGCAGGAAAGACUCUAUCACUCAGGAUACCCAGCUCAUUUCUUCUUCAGCUCCUUGUCAUGGAGCUAAAAAGAAACGGCCCCCACCAAGCACACCCAAGUUACCAGAAGACUUUGUGAAGAAGCAGCGAGCAUACUUUGCUGAUGUGGACGCGUUUGAACUGCCCGAGGAAGAGGUGUCAGAAUCUGAGCUCGAGUGAAAACUGAAGCUGAUCCCAUAAUACAUGGCUGUUUUUUAUGUACAGACGUAGUUCACUGGUGGUAUCAAUGUAUAGCUCUCGUCACACGAGGAAGAGGCAGUGUAGCUUUUUAGUGAUCAGUGGUCAUUGGCCCACCAACGACCCUUUUACCAAGCUUGUGGCACAGUAGUAUGACAGAAAUACUGACCUGAAACGAAGUAAGCUCUGGAGCCAGUUACUCAGUACUGGGCACUUGAUCUUUAGCAUGUCAUGGAGCAGCUACUCUGGAUGUAAUAUGUGUCCACGUUUAUUCAUAGUUUCUUCUUGUGUAUGAGAUGUGUUACAUGCGAUACGUGUUACAUGCGAUCUGUCAAGUAAACGCUGCACAGUGAACCUGCAUCUUUGGC
Panicum virgatum (switchgrass) is the source of this 1086-nucleotide messenger RNA. RefSeq lists its product as uncharacterized. Bases 356 to 700 code for a protein of 114 amino acids. The record is from RefSeq and is a predicted model, not a curated record. The transcript is spliced from 4 exons. NCBI's taxonomy places the organism in Eukaryota, Viridiplantae, Streptophyta, Magnoliopsida, Poales, Poaceae.